Molecule: messenger RNA, 596 nt
Organism: Crotalus tigris (Tiger rattlesnake)
Lineage: Eukaryota; Metazoa; Chordata; Lepidosauria; Squamata; Viperidae
Gene: PHPT1
Product: phosphohistidine phosphatase 1
Exons: 3
Coding region: 60-422 (120 amino acids)
Biological process (GO): peptidyl-histidine dephosphorylation
Cellular component (GO): cytosol
Molecular function (GO): protein histidine phosphatase activity
Source: RefSeq, a predicted model, not a curated record
GCGCCUCGAGGGGGUGCGUCGGCAAAUGCGCGCGCAGAAGCUCCCAAGCGGGCGCGGAGAUGGCGGACGGAGACCUGGCCGGCGUCCCUGACGCGCUCAUCGACUCGGACGGCGUCUUCAAGUACGUUUUGAUACACGUGAAGCCCGCGGGAGCGGGGCCGGGCAAGGACAUCGUCCGCGGACAUGCCUGGGCCGAAUACCACGCCGACCUCUUCGAGCGAGCGAGCGAGGAGCUGGCGCAGCGGGGCUUCCGGUGCCGGUGCCUGGGGGGCGGCCGGAUCUCCCACCGGAGCGGGGCCAAGAAGAUCCACGUCUACGGCUACUCCGUGGGUUUUGGCCGAGCAAAACAUGCCAUUGCCACAGAGAAGCUGAAAACCAGGUACCCCGAUUAUGAAGUCACCUGGGCUGAUGAAGGAUACUGACCUCUGCCUUUAAGCGUUCACCUUUGCGACUGAAUGGCAGCAAGCGGGACUGAUGCGGGAAGCCACCUGUUGAAAACUUGUCAUCCUCUGGAUCUGUGGUGGACUGCCCUGUGAUCAAACCUAUUGUGCCUGUACAUUAGUAGAAGGAAAUAAAUGAUUGCGCUCGCUGCUUAA